GGCACAUUUUUAGCCUAUUGCAGUUUUUUUAUGUACCGUGUACAUAUGUUUCACGUGCUUUUUUAGUGGAAAGUAGCUAAUGUCUGUUGCCGCUAGCCAAAGCAGAAGCCAUCCGAAUCUGUAGAGUAGCCACAGGAAAAGCCACGUCAACGUUGGCGUUGUCAGAGAAGGACGUACCGUACGCUUCGUGACAGAAUAUCUGUGCUUAUGCUAUAUUAUCAAGACUAGCACCAUGGAACAGUUGUACCACGCCUCGAACAGCAUUGUUGCAGAUAUUCAGCAGUGCUUCAAGAGAUACGAAACAGCGACAGGCAGCGAUGCUUCAGACACGGAAAGCACUAUUCAAGCUAUGAUGAGCAGACUGAUGGAAAACUGUGAGCGCCUCAGCAUAUUAGCAAACAAGGAACCGAUCGCUCGUCGCCAAACAGUAAAGAUGCGUGUGGACGAACUCAAGUACGAACAUAGGCAUUUGAACGCGGCUUUUAGCAAGCUCCAAAGGCAGAGGUAUGAACGUGAAGAAGCCCUUCGAAGUCGAGAAGAACUUCUGUCAAGGAAAUUCUCGCCAAACUCUAACCAAGACACGUCCAUUUUCAUUGACCAGUCGCUUCAGUUUCACUCCAGGGCAACAGACGCAAAUCGGCAAAUGGACGACCUUAUCAGUCAUGGAGGCAAUGUGUUAACAAACCUCAAGGAACAGAGGGGAACUUUGAAAGGCGCUCACCGUAAAAUGCUAGACGUUGUUAACACACUCGGCAUGUCAAACACCGUUAUGAGGUUAAUCGAAAAGAGGACUUACCAAGACAAAUUUAUCCUGUUCGGAGGGAUGCUCGUCACAUGUGUGAUCAUGUUUCUGGUCGUGAAGUACCUCACAUAGGCUGUGUCACAGAGCUACAGGACUGACUUACCCUCGAGAUGUGUAUUGUGUUGAAAUAAAUUUAUGGACACUCGUA
Molecule: messenger RNA, 950 nt
Organism: Ornithodoros turicata
Lineage: Eukaryota; Metazoa; Arthropoda; Arachnida; Ixodida; Argasidae
Gene: Membrin
Product: Golgi SNAP receptor complex member 2-like
Exons: 1
Coding region: 233-874 (213 amino acids)
Biological process (GO): vesicle fusion; vesicle-mediated transport
Cellular component (GO): Golgi apparatus; SNARE complex; ER to Golgi transport vesicle membrane
Molecular function (GO): SNAP receptor activity; SNARE binding
Source: RefSeq, a predicted model, not a curated record